Messenger RNA from Rhizophagus irregularis DAOM 181602=DAOM 197198, 1567 nucleotides. RefSeq names its product gamma-tubulin. Gene Ontology annotation, biological process: microtubule nucleation; mitotic sister chromatid segregation; mitotic spindle organization. Gene Ontology annotation, molecular function: structural constituent of cytoskeleton; GTP binding. Lineage: Eukaryota; Fungi; Glomeromycota; Glomeromycetes; Glomerales; Glomeraceae. The record is from RefSeq and is a predicted model, not a curated record. Gene Ontology annotation, cellular component: spindle; microtubule; nucleus.
UUUUCUUAAUUUUUACAAACACCUGCUUUCGUCGCAACAUCUUUACUUUUUUAUAGCUCAAUACAAAAUGCCACGCGAAUUAAUUACAAUACAAACUGGGCAAUGUGGAAACCAAAUUGGUAUGGAGUUUUGGUCCCAACUCUGUGCUGAACAUGGGAUCAGUAAAGAAGGUAUACUAGAGGAUUUUGCGACUGAAGGUGGUGAUAGAAAAGAUGUAUUUUUUUAUCAGGCUGAUGAUGAACAUUAUAUUCCAAGAGCUUUGCUUUUAGAUUUGGAACCAAGAGUUAUAAAUAAUAUCUUGGCUUCUCCUUAUUCAAAUCUAUAUAAUCCUGAGAAUAUUUUUUUAUCCAAAGAUGGUGGUGGUGCUGGCAAUAUUUGGGCUUAUGGAUUUUCUCAGGCCGAAAAAGUUUGCGAGGAUAUAUUUGAAAUGAUUGAUCGGGAAGCUGAUGGAAGCGAUUCUCUUGAGGGAUUUAUGCUUCUUCAUUCGAUCGCAGGAGGGACAGGUUCUGGAAUGGGAUCUUUCCUUUUGGAACGACUUAAUGAUCGAUAUCCCAAAAAAUUAAUAACCACAUAUUCAGUAUUUCCAAAUAAUGAGGAAGUUUCAGAUGUUGUUGUUCAACCUUACAAUAGCAUCCUAACAUUAAGAAGAUUAACAAAUAAUGCAGAUUGUGUGACUGUAUUGGAUAACGCAGCGUUGAAUCGUAUAGCAUGCGAUAGACUGCACAUUCAAAAUCCUACAUUUGCUCAAACAAAUCAGUUGGUAUCGACUGUAAUGUCUGCAAGCACAACAACACUUCGUUAUCCUGGAUAUAUGAAUAAUGAUCUGGUUGGAAUAAUUGCUUCGCUUAUUCCUACGCCCAAAUGUCACUAUUUGAUGACGGCAUAUACACCUUUUACAAGUGAUCAGGUCGAAAAGGCAAAGUCUGUACGUAAAACUACGGUUCUCGAUGUGAUGAGGCGAUUAUUACAACCAAAAAAUAAAAUGGUAUCAACUAAUCCAUCAAAAAAAAGCUGUUAUAUAUCGGUCUUGAAUAUAAUUCAGGGGGAAGCUGACCCUACGGACGUGCAUAAAUCUUUGCUAAGAAUUCGCGAGCGUCGCUUAGCACAAUUUAUUCCUUGGGGUCCAGCCAGUAUUCAAGUAGCAUUAACAAAAAAAUCACCAUAUAUUCAAACAUCUCAUCGCGUAAGCGGGUUGAUGUUAGCAAAUCACACCAGUAUUGCAUCACUCUUGAAACGUACCUGUGACCAUUAUGAUCGUUUCAGAAAACGUGGAGCUUUUUUGGAACAAUUUAAGAAAGAAGAUAUGUUUGCUGAUAACCUUGAAGAAUUUGACGCUGCUAGGGAGACAGUACAAGACCUUAUUAAUGAAUACGAAUCAUGUGAAUCAAAUGACUACAUUAAUUAUGGAAUUUCUAAGGAACAAUCACAAUAAUAAGUUUAUUAUAAUAUAAUGUCAAGUUUAUUAAAAAAAUAAUUUGAUGAAUAAUUUGCAUAAAAGUUUUUCACAAUGUGUAUAACAAAUAUUUGUAUAAUAAAUAACGAAAAAAAAAAUACGAUUCAAAGUUUU